This is a messenger RNA of Anguilla anguilla (European eel), 7469 nucleotides long. Its product is annotated as NUAK family SNF1-like kinase 1. Lineage: Eukaryota; Metazoa; Chordata; Actinopteri; Anguilliformes; Anguillidae. Gene Ontology annotation, cellular component: cytoplasm. Gene Ontology annotation, biological process: microtubule cytoskeleton organization; intracellular signal transduction; protein phosphorylation. The record is from RefSeq and is a predicted model, not a curated record. The transcript has 7 exons. Gene Ontology annotation, molecular function: ATP binding; protein serine/threonine kinase activity; tau-protein kinase activity. Bases 1476 to 3488 code for a protein of 670 amino acids.
CUUCAGACCUCACAGGCGUCCGAAACAGAAACCUGCGGAUAUAUUUAUAUUUCCUCUCACAAAACUAUAUUUAUUGCACGGUAUGCUGGAGCGUACAGGAAAUGGCUCCAAAAAUAGAAAGCAAUUAGAUUUAUUUUCGCGUUCUUAAUCGAUGCAAUUAAAUCUUAAGUGUACUUAAUGAUAUCGAGCAUAAUCUGUAUCCUAUUUCUUUGAAUGAAACGGUCAUUGACUGCAGGUGAUUUAUUUAUACGGCUGGCUCUCUUGCCAUUUCCCAUGUCUCGCCGGUCGGUCGGUCACUCGGUGCUCAUUGUUUAACACUGUUGGGCUCGUCCAGUUCGUCUUUUCUAUUUGCUACCUUUUUUUACAGCAUAUGCCACCGACGGAAGGGAAGAGGGAGAACGCUGCAGCAGAAAAAAGGCAAAUGAGAAGUACAAAGACAGGGUGGAGGGGCGGGGUGGUGGUAUAACUCCGCCCCCGGUCUCAAGCAGCUCGCAUUCCUUAUUCGCAACCUUCCAGAUUAGAAACCGAGAAAGACAGAAAGAGGGUACAAGGAGAAAGGCGAGCACAAUGACUAUGGCAUUACACAGAACGUCUCAGCUUUUGAAAAACGAACAUCGCACACCUCUGAGAGCGCUUUGGGCAUGGAUCACGGGCACUGUAGUCGUAGUACUGGUCAAUGACGUUACACCUGGUCUGGGGACAAAAUGAGGGUUAUCUACAUCCAGAACGCCGGCUUCGUUGCUGCUUUCUCGGGAAGCACUGACGGUGAUGGUUCUUCGUUUUAUUUUUUGACUUCGUAAUAUAGGCAGCAUUUAACAGAAGACUAUAAACACUACCUUGCGUAAUUUAGCACGGCCAAGGUCUAUUGACCAUGCCUCUACGCGAGAAAAGAACGAAGAAAAUUAUUAUAUGGUAUAGUCAAUGUACUUCGAAAUAUUUUGCAUAUUUGCGUCUUUGAGAUUUUCUAAAUAUUGUGCAUUAUCAUCCGUAGGAUACGCAAGGACGCUUUGUCUAAAAUCGAAAGUAGAGAUAGAUGCUUAGUUGAGGUAUUUAUUGUGUUAAAGCUAGAACCAUAAUUAAUCAUACUUUUUACAUUCAUCGUAGGUGCUAAACAAUUUCAUCUCUGAAAUAUUGAUGUGUAAGCAAAUAGCGAUUAGUCCACUUUUUUUCUUUGUUUCUGCCUUUGAAUGCUGGAGCUGACAGUAGCCUACUGUACUGGACACGUUAGGAGUCGCGAUACUCCCAGCAAACUAAAAUAUGACCAGGAGAACAGUGGCCAUAUGAAAUUAAUAAUGCAAUUAAGAUCUGAAUCGCAGUUCAUUUGUUUCUGAUCACGCAUUGCUCGUCUUAAUUUAUUUAUUUAUUUGUUAAGCUAUUAUUAUUAUUAUUAUUAUUAUUAUUAUUAUUAGUAUUAUUAUUAUUAUUAUUAGGCUACUACUAGUUUUACUACUAUUACUACUAGACUACUACUUUUGAUGAAAUUGGGUAAAUACACAGACAUAGAGGACGGUCGUGGAAACAGUCAAGGUUGCACUUUUUCCCGCGAGAUGGAAACUGACAGCCUUUCACCGCAUCGGCUAUCCCGUUACGGGACAGAGAAGUCCUGGGGAGACCAGUCGUCUCCGCGGUUACCUGCCGAACGUCCCGCGGCAGAAGCACUGACAGCGUGCGACAGCAGAAGGGGGUCAGGUGUGAAGAAACACCAGCACAAGCACAACCUGAAGCACCGCUACGAGUUACUGGAGACGCUCGGAAGGGGGACGUACGGAAAGGUGAAAAAGGCCAUCGAAAGACACUCCGGUAGAGAGGUGGCCAUUAAAUCCAUUCGUAAAGAGAAGAUAAAGGACGAACAGGACAUGGUGCACAUCCGCCGAGAGAUCGAGAUCAUGUCUUCUCUCAGACACCCCCACAUCAUCUCCAUCUACGAAGUGUUCGAGAACAAGGACAAGAUCGUGAUUGUGAUGGAGUACGCCAGCAAGGGCGAGCUGUACGACUACAUCAGCGAGAGGCGUCGGCUGAGCGAGCGGGAGACCCGCCACUUCUUCCGACAGAUCGUCUCCGCCGUGCACCACUGCCACAAGAAUGGGGUGGUGCACAGGGAUUUGAAACUGGAAAACGUGCUACUGGAUGAAAACUGCAACAUUAAGAUUGCGGACUUUGGGCUCUCCAACCUCUACCACAAAGACAAGCUGCUGCAGACGUACUGCGGCAGCCCACUGUACGCCUCGCCAGAGAUCGUGAACGGAAGGCCGUACCGCGGACCAGAGGUUGACAGCUGGGCUCUGGGAGUUCUGCUCUACACACUGGUCUAUGGAACCAUGCCAUUCGAUGGAGGAGACCACAAAAACCUCAUCCGCCAAAUCACCAACGGCGAAUACCGCGAACCUACCCAAUCUUCAGACGCGCGAGGCCUGAUCCGCUGGAUGCUGAUGGUGAACCCGGACCGGCGGGCCACGGUGGAGGACAUCGCCAACCACUGGUGGGUGAACUGGGGCUGGAAGAGCAGCGUGUGCGACUGCGACUCCCAGCGGGACGCGCCGGGGUCCGGCGGCUCGCCGAUGCUGGCCCGCUUCAUCGACUGGCAGAGCCGCGCCGAGCCCCGCCCAGCCCGAGCCGCGCGCCCCGAGCCCCCGCCCUUCUCCCGCCAGCGCCCCAAAAAGUCCAAGAAGGAGAACCACCGCGGGGGCUCGGCUGGGUACGACCUGGGGGGGGAGGAGGAGGAGGAGGAGGAGCAGAAGGCGGGGCUGAAACGGCUGAAGGGGAUUCUGAAGAGCAGGCCCGGCGGAGAGCUCGGCUCUUGCGGUGACGUGGAGUUGGGCCUCUCCCUACGCCCCCAAGAUGGCGAUUCCGGGUCCAGCCCCGAGCGGGAGGAAGAGGAGCACAUGGUAGGCGGGGGCUCGCCUCCCAAAAUGCCCCCGGCCCUCCCCAAGAAGGGUAUCCUGAAGAACAGCCAACAGCGAGAGUCUGGCUACUACUCCUCCCCAGAGCGCAGCGAUUCCUCCGACCUGCUAGGGGGCGCCACCACUCCGUUCCUCUCCCGCGCCAGCUCUCCCUCCAAGAGGGCGGCCGGCCGCAAGGGAAUCCUGAAGCGCAACGGGAAGUACUCCGCCCACCACGGCUGCGUGCAGCCGGUCGCCGCGGAAACUGGCCACAGGGACGGCCUGUCCCGAAGCCAGAGCAGGCCCUCCAGCAUCGUCGUGGGCGACGACGAGGGGGUGGGCCUGCCCGGGGGCGCGUUCCGCGGGACGGACUGGCCCCCCGCGGCCCCCCGCCCCAACAUCAGGGCCUGCGUCUCGGCCGAGGACCUCCUCCAGAUGGCCAAAUUCGGGGGUCUCCAAGCUGUCCCGCCCCUGCCCGGGGGGAGGAUGGGCCGGGUGGGUCGCAGGGGGUCCCCGGGGGACAACGGUAGCUUCUCCCUGCUGGGAGACCUGGACGACAUGACUGAGGUGUACCAGCAAGCCCUGGACAUCAGCAACAACCUCAACUAGGGGCUGGGAGAGGGUUAGGGCAGAGUCACACCGGGGGGGGGAGUUGUGUGUGUGUGUUUGUGUGUGUGUGUCUCUCUGAGGCACCAUGUUGUAGGUUAUACUUGCCUGUAAGCGGGGGAAACCCCAUAUCCAUAUACACAGUCACACACACACACACACACACACAGCCCCCUCUCUCUGGCCCGUCUGUGGACCCUCAGUUCAGGGCCCUUAAACAACGUGGACACUUUGGAGUUCAACCCUUUCUCCGCCCACAGACAUUUUCUGUGUUCAGAUGUUUACACACUCAGAAGACAAAUCCGAGUCUUCAAACAGUACAGUAUACACACACACACACACACACACACUGCAGUACACACACACACAGGGUGAUUCCCAGUCGGAGUUUACUCGAAACACCCAGAUAGAGCACACUUCUAUUUUUACCGAUUCUUCCCGAAAACAAUGAACCAGGGUCAAUUUCCAAAUAAACUGCCAGUGUUGAUGAUUGAUGAUUUUAUUUAGUCAGUAUGGUAAUGCAAAACUAAAACUGGUGUGGCCUGGCUUUAUACUGUAAGAGAUCUAAGCCCAGUGUCUCCAAUUCUCCCAGUGGAACCGACAUAUAUGAGAUAGCUAUGGAUACACAGUUCAUGUCUGAUAUGAUAAAAGUGAUUCAUAUGUGAUACACGAGGCCAUAUAUAUGCAUCAUAAUGAAAACAUGUAUUGUGUUAGAAAUUAUGUCUAGUGUUAGAAAUUAUAUAUGCCCUCCUGUAGCAAGUGCCUUUCGAAUCCAUAUGAAAUGUAUGUAUGUCAUUUCCUGAAUGUAGAGAGGAAGUGAGGCCAGGCUAAUGGUUUCCCAUAUAUGGGCGCUGUCAGAAUUUUUAGCAAUGGAUGAGGUAAGACCCAGAACCUAAAAAACUGGGAAGUCCCACUCAAAAAAAAAAAACACCAAUGCAAAGGGUUGUGGGAAAUGUGACAGUCAAGUCUGUGUGAAAUCAGACAGGAUAUAGAUCUCGGGCCUCAGAAGGGGGUCUCUGUGCUCCCCUGCAUGGACCCACUCACAGGUGUGUUGUGGAAGGUCCUGAUUUGAAUACAGGUGUGCCCCUCUCACCUUUGGUAGAAGAUGUCCAAAGGUUGAGAGCUGAAGUCUGACAUUAGUGGAUGUUCAGACAUGUUCGGUGUGGAGAGCGCCUGGCAAGGGAGAUAAAAGGAUGGGGGUUCGAGAUCCAGGUGUUAAAAUGCUUUUCGCUUGUCGAAAAUGAGUCUUGUGUGAGCCGUAGUCUGUUUUUAAAACCCAGAGGGCUUAAAUUCAAAGGGGAGGACAGGACUUUCCCAUAAUCCCCCUUGGCGUGCUAUCAGACGAGGACUGUUGCCGUUGUCACAGUUACUGUUUAGACCCGAGGAGAGCUGGAUCUGUGUCAGCUCAGUAGAUUACCUGGAAAGUUAUAGAAACAAUGGUGGGAGGCAUGUUUGCAUUUUUUUCUUUUUUUUUUCUUUUUUUUCAGGGAAAAUGGUGUGUUCUUUAGACUAGAUCAAUUGUCGCUUUCUCAGACAUUAAUGCUAGUGUAAAAAAAUCUGAGUUGCAUCUGUUUGUAAGAUAAAAUAGCACAGAAUAAAUGGUUUUCUUUUGGAAAGUAAGAGAGUAGAGGAGUGUAGAGGCGUAAGAUGAGCCAAGAUUAAGAGAUGUAGGUUAGACAAGUACAGCGAGAGAGAGCGCGUUCCGUUUGGAGGGAAAGGGGUUAUAUGUUGGAGCAACAUUUUCCCCAGUUUCCCUCCAGGAAAUGUUUAAUGGUAACUCAGCUGAGUUUCGGGAGAGAGAAACAGAAAUGGAGAAGGGAGGUAGAGAGAUGGCAAAUGUGAAUAGUAAGUAGAAAAGAGUUACAGUAAGUUUUCUUUUUUGGACACCAAAGAGGGGGGUGGAGCUUUAAAGUGGAGAAUCAGAACAGCUGUAAAAGAGAUUAAGCCUGUGCGAUGAGGAACUCGGGAGUGUACGAGGUAUUGGCUAUAUGUAAAAGAAGGACGAACGCAGCCACAUGAUUAUAUUUUAAAAAACACACCAAAGAGCCUGAAAUGUAGUGAUUUAUUAGUGUCCAUUUCUUGUGUGGCUUUUGUAGCAUAGUGUAGCUAAUAAGGAGGUGAGAGGAAAUGCCUGUUCUGGAAGAUACUUUUAUUUUUGGUUCUCCCCUGUGGCAGGGGGAGAUUAGGUUGGUGGGUGGGGGGGUGGGGGGGGGGCACUUGGACUGAGCGACUAGGGCCAAAUGCAACAAGGAACAGAUGGAACACAGUUCAUAUACAGCACACCGCUGCAGUUAAUUCUCCUGCUGAGACGCUCUACGACAGGGAUCUCACACUCCAGGGGCUACAGGUUUAAGUCCAGUCCUGGAGGACCGCAGUGUCUGCAGGUUUAACUGCAGUCUUGGAGGGCUGCAGUGUCUGUAGGUUUAACUAUAACAUACAGGUUUUUAGUGCCUAACUUUGAUCUGAAGCCAAUUUAGACCAUGAGAACAAGGUGCGUGGAUCAUUUUGCCAAUCAGUUAGUUAAAUUAUGCACGCGCAGGAAGUGCUAGAACACAUUGAAAAAUCAGCAGACGAGGCAGCCCUCCAGGACUGGAGCUUGAAGCGGUUACAUUGAGUUUGGCGUAAACAGAUCAGCGUAUAUGACUGUGUGUACGGCUGUUUGGGGUGUAGCCCGUAAUGUCUUUCUGGAAUGGCAUUCCUUGCAUGUAAACAACAAGAAUGCAUUGAAAAUCAGUGGCAUAAGUAGUCACACCCUUUUCUUUUCAAUAGAAGAACUAGCAAUGUGGAAUGCAAAAGGGCAGUCUGGUGGAACCCAUCAAAAUCACAUCAUAUGUUUUUGCAAAAGGCCAUGUAUCACGGUGUCCUGGGCAUUUAAAUGCAAAAAAAAAAUGAUAAUAAAUAAAAAUGUUUCAUAAAAAUAUUGAAAAACGAAAAAAAACAGGCCCAUUGUGUAUGGUAGUGCUUAUCGUAUUGUUUAACUGGAUUUACAGUGAUUAAAUUAUACUAUGUUAGUAUUUUUGUUUAUCAUGCUUCUGUUUUUGAUUCUACAAAAUAUAGAAACUUUGUAUUUGCGUUAUUUUUAUGGCAGAAAAUGUACUGGUAUUCUUGAUUUUGCUGUAAGCCUCAAUUUACAGCUGGGCCUCCACAAUUGCUAUCAGUGGGCUCGCAUUGAACAGCUGUAGAAUGACCCAGCUGUGACUGAGCAGCUCUGGGUUUGGCAAAGAGCUGUGGCUCAGUCCUGCUCUGCCAAAGCAACACCAAGGACCCCGAGGCCUCACCAGACAGAUCUAAUCAGAUGCAAGCCCAUUUUCUGCCAAACUGGAAGUACCUGGUACAUACUCAUUAGCUAGGAGGAAGUUUAAUUAUAGUUAAAACUUGACUGGAUAUUGUUAUGAGGAUGACGACGCUGACGAUGAUGAUGAUAAUAGUAUUAUGUUAUUUAAGUAUUCUUUUUUUUUUUUUUUGGUUACUGUACUUUACUGUCAUUGCUAUGGCCAUGAUUAUCCCUUUUGGCAUCGUUUUGUAAGACCACAGAGUGCCGAGGCGAUUUUAUGUUUAGUGCCUUUUUGCUGUCAAUCAAGAUCAUGUUAAUUAUUAUAAUGAUAAUUAUUAUCAUUGUUUGUUGUUUUUUUUUAUACUUGUAUUUAUUGGUGUUAAAGCCAUUUUAUUUGGUGUGGUGCUACCCCGCCCAAGUUAUGUGACCAUGUUUAAAUAACUCGUAUCAUCAGGAGGUGACAGACCUUGGAAGGGGGCGGAGACUUUGCCAGGGCAUCAGAUGUAUCCAUGGUGACUGACAGAUUUGUAGUCCUCUCUCAUGGUUCACGGUUACCAGUGGAAUUGUAGUCCUUCUCUGGGCUCUGGGCAAUCUGUAGAAAAAAAUUAAGUUUGAGAAAAUCAUGUACAAGGGAUUGCUACUCUCUGUCUUCCUAAUACAACAAUGGCACUGCAAUAACAACUCAAAUAAAUGGAUCAUUUCUAAAACAG